UGCUGUGUUGUUUUGGUUAUGUUUUGACUUUAUGAGAUGCAUUAGUUAGAAUUUACAGUAAUAUUAAAAGCGCCCCGAUAAUUCGGUUCAAGUAUAACGUAGAUUAUAUCACAUUAUACAAGAUUUAUGUUGCUCGGAAAGUUCGAAAUUAAAAACCCACAAUCCGAAAUUUCAAAAUUACCUGGCAGUUGGAAAUAAAAAAAUGUGCUUUAAGAAAUAAAUAUGCCAAUUGCUUAAACAAUAAGUUUCAUAAAAUGGCUGGUGAUACCACUGCUUCUCUUGGAGGAUCGCAGGUGGCUUUAGUAACAGGAGGCUACGAUCAUACUAUCAAGCUAUGGCAGGCACACAGUGGUGUUUGUUUACGAACAAUGCAGCAUCCAGAUUCGCAAGUGAACAGCUUGGAGAUCUCACCAACAUCGAUGGUAGCAGCAGCUGGAUUUCAGCAUAUACGGUUAUAUGAUCUUAGUAGUGCCAAUCCAGACCCGGUCACAACUUUUGAGGACAUCUCCAAAAACGUAUCUCGAGUUGGGUUUCAGAAAAAUGGCACUUGGAUGUACACAGGAGGUGAGGACUGCACAGCCAGGAUAUGGGAUCCCAGGGCUGCACCACGUACAAGGUGUCAAAAGAUAUUCCAAGUUCAAGCUCCGGUGAAUGCAGUAAUGCUUCAUCCUGAUCAGUCCCAGAUAAUGGUUGGAGACCAGAGUGGCAUUAUACAUAUAUGGGAUCUGAAAACGGAUCAAAAUGAACAACUGAUACCAGAAGCGGAGGCGUCGAUUCAGGACAUAGCUAUUGAUCCAGCCGGCAAGAUGAUGGCGGCUGUUAAUAACAAGGGCAACUGCUACGUGUGGUCGUUAAGCGGACAACCACCGCACCCUGUGCCCAAAAAACACAUUACUGCACAUUCGAAAUAUGCUUUACGGUGUAAAUUUAGCCCAGAUUCAACCAUGUUGGUGACGACGUCGGGCGACUGCUCGGCCAAGAUCUGGCGCACGAGCGACUGGGCGCUGCUGCGAGAGCUACGGCGUGACACGCAGCGAUGGGUCUGGGACGCAGCCUUUACGCUUGAUUCUCGAUUUUUAUUCACUGGUUCAUCGGAUAGUUAUGCUCGAUUAUGGAACAUUGAGCGUGGCACGCUUGAACGGGAGUACUGCGGUCAUCAGAAAGCCAUCACAGCACUCGCGUUUAAAGAUCAACCUGUUUGAAUAGAUAUGGGUUAAAAUAAUUUGGGAUGAUUAUAAAGCUUAAAUAAAUAAAUAAUAAAGUUGUAAAUAAUAUAAUAAUUGAAUUAAUUUUUAAUUGAAUAAAUGAUUACAUAGCAUUAAGGGUUUUUUUCUUCAGAAA
Bombyx mandarina (wild silkworm) is the source of this 1341-nucleotide messenger RNA. It is a transcript of the gene Lst8, whose product is annotated as MTOR associated protein, LST8. Gene Ontology annotation, cellular component: TORC1 complex; TORC2 complex. Gene Ontology annotation, molecular function: protein binding. NCBI's taxonomy places the organism in Eukaryota, Metazoa, Arthropoda, Insecta, Lepidoptera, Bombycidae. Gene Ontology annotation, biological process: regulation of actin cytoskeleton organization; TOR signaling. The record is from RefSeq and is a predicted model, not a curated record.